CAAGUGGUUCAGGUGGAAAUGUUGAGGAGGUGGUUUUGUUAAACGUCCUUACGAGGCUGCGCUGUGUACAAGGCGCUAUAUAAAGAUAGCUGGAGCGCUAAAACGAGGAGCAGAUGCGUAAAGAGAAGUUUUAAGGAGCUUUUCACUUUGCGUUUCCUUCGCUGUUUUCAUUUUUCUUCUUCUGCCGCCCAGGGUGGUCCCAGCGGUCCCGUUUUCCCGUGUGCUGCGGCCACAUCGAACCCCGGCGUGUGGAUUGCGCCAAUACACAAAUCCACGGCUCAGACUUGACGAUAAACACCGUCGUGUCCGAGUGAGGGGGCAGGCCGGCCACUUCAAAGCGCCUGUCACUCCCCCCGGGCUCAGCUCAGCUGCCCUGUCCUUUAUCAUAAUUAAACUCUGCCGCGCGCUUGUUUGUGUAACGAAAGGCCAGUCUGACGAGCGGGGCGAUAAGAAGCUUGCCGGCGGCUUUAAAGGAUGGACCCCCAGACCCUACCAGCCCCAGAAAAGUGGGCAGCGUUCUAGCGACCUCGACUCGUUCGGCGCUGAUGAUGACAAUAAUGAUGAAGGUGUCCUGGGCGCUCCGAGUGCUGGUCGCCUGCGCAGUGGCGGACCUCGUGGCCCCCGAUGGCUGGUCCAUCUACAACUUGCACAGGAGGAGAGCGUCGGGCUGGGAGGAAGAGCGCAGAUCCUCAAAUGAAGCCGCAGACUUCGUGUCCUCGAGCAGUGACCGCUACGCCACCGAGCCGCCCGUUUACUUCGCUGAAGACGCGUCGGUGAACGAGACGGAAAACGCGGAGCAGCAGCAACAGCACGGGAGGACGCCUUACCGGCGAAUCCAGGUCUCUGCGGCACAACCGGGGGCUCCCGCGGGCGGCGCGGACUCCAUGAACUCGGCUGUCAUCGCCAGCCUCUUUGGGAUACAGAGCCCCACACCCGCGGCGCAGGCUAGGAGACCACACGGCCAGGCGCCGCACUUGAAAAACGCCAAGAGGUUCUGGAACCACUUCAUGUUCAGGAGAAGAUCCGACACGCAGGAGACCGUCCUGCCCAUCAAAACCAACGAGCUGCAGCAGGAGACGUGCAGAGCGCUGCCCUUCGCGCAGAGUAUCGUACAUGAGAACUGUGAGAAGGUGGUGCUGAAGAACAAGCUUUGUUUUGGAAGGUGCAGCUCGUUCCAUGUCCCCAGUAAUGAAGAUCGCCUGUACACCUUCUGUUCAUACUGCUUCCCGACCAAAUACACGAUGAAGAAUGUGGAGCUGAACUGCACGGGAUCGGAGAGCGUCUCCAAGCUUGUCAUGAUGGUCGAGGAGUGCCAGUGUGAAGCGCAGAAGGGCAGGCACCCUCAGUCUGGACCCUUCAUCCUGGACCCAAGCUCAGGGGUAUUCGGUGCCCGCACUUGAGUUUUGCAGUGGCGCCAUUCUAGAGGUUGCCAUAGCAAGCCCAGAUUUGAGCUCAUGACUGGAUUAAAUAAAAGUGGCACAGGGUGUCACACGUAUUUGUGUGUGUCCAGACAUGCAUGUGAGAAGUGGAACUUUUAAAGUUACAGCUGUUCAAAUGAGCCCAGCUCAAAAAUGGAAUGAGACUCGCCUUUCGCUCGCUAAUGGACUAAAGUACAGGGUGUAUGAUGGAGCCAUUUUGGUGUACAUAUGAACCUGAAAUAAAAUGUUUAUUAUGAAAGAAAGAUGCCAUUGUUAUCUGAAGCAUCAGUAACCCAUGUAGCCUCCAUAGUGUUAUGUUUAACACAGAAAACGAGCCAAAAAGGUUCAGGUCAGAUCAGGUUGGGGAGCAUUCACCGGUACUGCGCGUCGCCACACACUGAAACACCUCGGGAUCCUGAUUGGCAACCCCUCUGGCAAACACACGGUCCAAUCCGAGCCUCCGGAAAUGACCUUCAGUUUGCCGCAACCAGGUGUUAUGUGGGUGUCCCCUUAGCCUGGUCCAGCUGUCCAGGUCCUUAUAACAAUGAGGGUACUGCAAGCCAGAUCACCCUCGGGGAAUCGUGCCACAUGACCAUAGUGCCAUAACUGACCCUCCCUCACAGUGCACGUAAUGUGCCUCACUUUGGACUCCAUGAGCAACACAAAGUCAAACCAACAGUACCCAAGGAUACUCCGAAGAGACAAAUAACUGAAGGA
Messenger RNA from Polypterus senegalus (gray bichir), 2135 nucleotides. RefSeq names its product cerberus-like. Gene Ontology annotation, biological process: determination of heart left/right asymmetry; signal transduction involved in regulation of gene expression. Gene Ontology annotation, molecular function: morphogen activity. Lineage: Eukaryota; Metazoa; Chordata; Cladistia; Polypteriformes; Polypteridae. The transcript has 2 exons. The coding region runs from base 546 to 1400 and encodes 284 amino acids. The record is from RefSeq and is a predicted model, not a curated record.